AUGGAUAUGAGCUUUUUCCACACAUUAAAAUUCCCCGUCCGCUCUUUCUUCGUCUCAACUCCAAUUCACGCCGCCGGCCAGAGAGGAAAAGUGUUAGACGUCUCUGCCUCGACCUUGCCUCAACCUCCGCCUGGACCUCGCCUCACGUCGCCGCCCCGUCCUCUCUUAUUGAAUGCUGAAGCAACCCAAAGCAAGAGCACGUCUCAAUCUCUUAGCGAAAAUUUGUGGUUGAGGAAGGUUUUCCGUAGCCGGCUUCUGGAUUUUUUAAAGUCUCAUACGGGUAUAACUUUUACACUCCUUCCUUUAGUUGCUUUACUGUUGAGGGAGUGCGACAAGAAGAUGGAGAGACCAAAGAAGCAAGUGCUACUUUUCCACUGUGUAGAAGCUGAAGAUUUGGCAUGCAAGGAAAGAUUUUGCUCCAGUGAUACUGUAUUGCCUGUGUUUGAGAGUGGAAUCCCACUUUUGAAGCAACGGCUUCAGCAACUUCCAGAGAUAGAUAAGAUCAUGGUUGCAUUUCCUGAUGAUGGAGCUUGGAAAAGAUUCCACAAGCUAUUCGAUCAUUUUCCUAUGGUCAUCUGCAACAAGGCUCGGGAAGGAGACAAGAGAAUAGUCAAAAUAAAGGAGGGUAACCCUGCGGGCUGCCAUGUUGUUAUCGUUGAUGACUUGGUGCAAUCUGAUAGACGCGGGAUCUACUCAUCUUUGCCGUUGGCGGAGCGCUCGACUCUCAAGCCCGAUGAGAAGGUAGCAUUCCAACGUGAUGGAGUUGGGAAAGUUCAUCUGAGAAUUAAAUUCUUUAUGGGGACACUGAAUCUCAUCCCGUGGCAGACACUACAUCUAACACAGGUGUUCUUCAGCGAACUGCUAAUUAGCUAUCUUCCAAAGUUGAACUUGGAG
Messenger RNA from Striga asiatica, 894 nucleotides. Lineage: Eukaryota; Viridiplantae; Streptophyta; Magnoliopsida; Lamiales; Orobanchaceae. The record is from the annotation of a GenBank genome assembly.